UAAGCUGCUACAUGCAUAUUAUAUAAAGAAUUUUCCGGCGAUUAUUAUAGCCAAUUAAUGGUUAAAGGUCGGAAAUUAACGAUCAGCAGAAGCGAACGGGCACUCGGAAUCGGAAUCUACAGCUAUGGGCAAGAUUGCCCAAACGAUUCACCUGAACUCGAGGAAGAAGACGUUUGGUCAUCGAUGGUUGACGGCGACGGUCAAGAUGAACAGUCAUCUAUGAUGAUGAGAAGCGAGUGGGAAACACGCACCCCUGUUAGGAUUUCCCGACAAGACAACGUCGAUCGCGGUCGGCGGCAACAGCAGGUAGGAGGGUUGUCGCUGGCGUUCGAGGAUAAUAACACGUGUCCGAGGAUUAUACAUCAGUAUCGUCAGGGAGGAGGAGGAGGACGGAACAUGAUGGCGGCAACGUCGGCGCCGGUUAACGUUCCUGAUUGGUCAAAGAUAUACCGUGUGGACUCGGUUGAGUCGAUGCAUUGUGAAUCGGACGAUGGUGUUGAUGAACGGGAAUCGGAGAUUGUAAUUCCUCCUCAUGAGUAUUUGGCUAGAGAGUAUCGGAAAAUGGCGGCUAAAUCGGUGUUUGAAGGUGUUGGAAGGACCUUGAAGGGUCGCGAUAUGAGACGUGUUCGGGAUGCUGUUUGGAGUCAAACCGGUUUCGAUGGCUAGAGUCAAACCCAACAAAUUCAUAUCCCUUUUUCCAUUUUUUUCUUUUAUCGAAUCUUGACUACAAGAAGUAAUUAUAAGUUUGGAUUGGGUUUGAGUUUAUUAUUAUUUAUCUCAAAUCUUUUUUAUUUCGUUUGAACUACGAACUACUAUCAGUACACUUACAAUCGUGUUUUAUCGUUUUCA
Molecule: messenger RNA, 849 nt
Organism: Impatiens glandulifera
Lineage: Eukaryota; Viridiplantae; Streptophyta; Magnoliopsida; Ericales; Balsaminaceae
Exons: 1
Coding region: 58-666 (202 amino acids)
Source: RefSeq, a predicted model, not a curated record